Messenger RNA from Glycine soja, 1226 nucleotides. RefSeq names its product replication protein A 32 kDa subunit A-like. Gene Ontology annotation, cellular component: chromosome, telomeric region; nucleus; DNA replication factor A complex. NCBI's taxonomy places the organism in Eukaryota, Viridiplantae, Streptophyta, Magnoliopsida, Fabales, Fabaceae. The transcript is spliced from 10 exons. The record is from RefSeq and is a predicted model, not a curated record. Gene Ontology annotation, molecular function: DNA binding. Bases 134 to 1012 code for a protein of 292 amino acids. Gene Ontology annotation, biological process: double-strand break repair via homologous recombination; nucleotide-excision repair; DNA replication.
CAAACACUCAAACUAGUUAACACAUGGGAGUGCCAGAGGGCGGGUGCGAAAGUUGAAAGUUGAAACCCUAAACGGCGGGAAAAAGAGAAACGCCCCUGGCGGGAAUCAACAUAAAAAACGACACCCACUUCGCAUGACCAACACUUCCAAUUCUCUUUCUUUCUCCCUCUCUAGGGUUUCGAAGAUGUUCUCGGGAUCCCAAUUCGACGCCACCACCGCCUUCUCCGGAGGCGGUUUCACGUCCUCCCAGCCGUCUACCCUCAACGAUUCUUCUCCCGCGCCGUCAAACAGCCGCGAAACUCCGGGUUUGGUGCCGGUGACAGUGAAGCAGAUAAGCGAGGCCUCUCAAUCCGGUGAUGAAAAGUCGAAUUUCGUGAUCAACGGUGUAGAUCUGAACAAUGUAACACUGGUUGGGAUGAUGUUUGAGAAAGUUGAGAGAAAUACUGAUGUCAGUUUUGUUUUGGAUGAUGGAACAGGACGAAUCAAAUGUCGAAGAUGGAUUAAUGAGGCUUUUGACACAAAGGAAAUGGAGGCAGUGAUGAAUGAUAUGUACGUUCGUGUUUAUGGGCAUUUGAAAAGCUUUCAAGGUGUUAAGCAACUUGUUGCCUUCUCUGUCAGGCCUGUGACAAAUUUUGAUGAGAUCCCUUUUCACUUUAUUGAUUGCAUCCAUAACCAUCUUCGCUCCAAAAUAAAGGUGGAAGGAAUCACUUCUGCAAAUCCUUCAUCUGGCUCAUCUUUGGAAACUCCUGUCAAAAGUGCACCAAAUAGAUCUCAGGCAUCAAAUCCAGUAUGUGCACAACAUAGCGUGGAUGGACUUAAGGGUAUUGAUAAAUUGGUUAUGGACUACCUGGAGCAGCAUUCAGAUAGGUCAGAUGGACGUGGAAUACAUGUUGAUGAACUAUCACGGGAGCUCAAGCUUCCAAUUGAAAAGAUCAAGUUGUCGCUGAAGACUCUUGCAGAUGAUGGUGAAAUAUACUCCACCAUAGAUGACGACCAUUACAAAAAAGCCUGAUAUUUUAUGUAAUCUGAGGAAUAUAGCUAAGGAUUGAGCUGGAUACUAUAGGACAUGAACCAUGAUCUAUUUUGAUUUCAAGUUUCGAGAUAUGUAGAUAUGUUUCUGGAUGAAUUGAUAUUUUAUGCUCAAACUAAAAGAAUCACUUCUGUUAACGCUUAAUGAUGUUAUAGGUUGCUUUGAGAAAAAAAAAAAGUAUUUUCAAUUUUUUUUA